Molecule: messenger RNA, 44693 nt
Organism: Xyrichtys novacula (pearly razorfish)
Lineage: Eukaryota; Metazoa; Chordata; Actinopteri; Labriformes; Labridae
Source: the annotation of a GenBank genome assembly
AUCUCACCCAAUCAGAGGCUGUAGAUGAAGUGGUGCAUAUGGCGGAAGUUUGGGCUCUCUCACAUGAAAGAAGAAGAAGCUAGCGGAGAUUGAGGAUUAAACUGAAACGUUCAUGUACAGACUCUCGGACCUACCGACCAGGCGGGAUGAAGUCAAUCCAAAUCAUUCGUUGUUGUGCGUGUUCCCUGACACCACCUCUUGUAAAGAAGAGCAAUGUCCCCUCCAGCAGCUAAAUUCCCGGACAAGACAGACCUCCAGGCAGAAAUAAAGGUAAACACCCAUGAUAAGCUACACUGCUACCUGUGUUAGCAUCCUGCUAACGCGGGUACAGGACGCUCUGUUUUUGUGGCAAGCUGCAGACCUUUAGGAGUACAACACCACACCACGACUAUAUUUAUGUGCAUGACUACAGCUCAGAUGACAGGCAGAUUGCUUGACAUGAACGCAGGUGGCUAUACUAAUGAAGAGAAGAAAAUCCGCUGAAACCGUAAUGCAACAGUAGUAUCUGAGGUAUUCUGGGCAAUAAAGUUUAUGGUGUUUUUCUCAUGAUCGGAUGUGUCCUGUAGUCAUAUGGUUUCGCGAAUUACUCCAGAGUGUCUUUGACCGAGAAAAAAAGUGUUGUAAUUGUGAUGUCUGUGUCAUUUGAUGUUUAGAUCAUUCAGUAUCGAGGGAGCUCUCUUUCACUGCCCCUUGUGUUGUUCCUCUAUAAACCUCAGUGCCCUGCCUCUGCUUUCCUUUCCACAGUUUGCCAUCCCUGUAUUAUAAUGACAUUUUGAGAUCCAACUGAGUCACGAAUUUAAACUCAUUAACAAUGCUGAAAAUGCUUUCUCUACAAGAUGAGUGACACCUAUAUGUAGAGCAUAUACACGCAGGGCAGUGUGGUAAUACAUGCUGUGUAACACAAGAGAUAUAGGGGAGAGUGGGGUAAGUUGUGCCACCCCCGUUGCGUGGAAAUGGUGAAAGAAAUUGAUCCUGUGACCAAAUAUUCAAGAUAUGGGCAUUAAUGCAUGGAGUUUGUGAAGGUUAGAAGCUCAUGGGUGAAGAGGUUAGACGUUUAUUUCCAAAAAAACAUGUUUCACUCUUGAAAGUGAAUUUAGUCUGUCAGAAGUUUUGUUAGAAUUGUGUUCAGACCAAAAAGAUCAUUUUAAAUUAGUUUUAUACAUCAAUUGUUUUAUCUAUGAGCUACAACAUGAGGUCAAAAACCUAACAUAAAAGUCCACCAUUUUAGCUUAGAGACUAAUAAAGUCAUAAUAGUAGUUCUGGGGUAAGUUGAGCCAGUGGAUCAACUGAGAAAGUAAAGAAGUCUGAUGAGAGGAUCAGAGUUUCAGUUCAGAUUGUUGAAAUGUGUUACUUCUUUUCAAAAAUGCAGCUGUGAAUGUUCUGAAUCAUUUAAAGACAUUCUCAUGUCAAAUUUUUUUUUUACAAAACAGUCUUUUAGCAGUUAUAUGCAAUAAUAAUAAAAAGAGUUAUUGUACCAGUUGAAUAGACUGUAAUAGAUAAAAACACACAUGAAUGUGAAGAAGUGACUGUUAUUUAAGGAGAGAGAAGGUGAGGGAGGACUGGGAUGGAGAGUGGGGGGGUCAACUUACCUCAUACACGGGGUAAGUUGACCAUAGGAGACCACUUUUUUUGGCAUGCUAUAUUAUCAAGACAGUUAUGUUUACACUCAUUCUGUUGGUUUGCAGGGAUGCACAACAUCCUGAAAUAUAUACAGAUACAUUAGUUAGAGACAAAACUAUGAUUGUCUUAAUGUAGUGAUCCGAAAUAUGCCGACCAUCAGUUACAAACAUUUUUCUAUUUUAUUGUAAAAUUGAAUAAAAAAGUUUUUGCAUUAACAGACAGUUUAAAGAACAAGAGCAGGAUAUACUGUAUGCAGUAACAUUGCCAAGUCAUGCAAAACACCAGUGAUACAGAGUGCAGUAAAUCAAAAAGAUUGUACAUUACUUUUAACUCAUGGUUUAUAAGACUGUCAGCCAUUCUUUUUUUUUUGCAUUUUACUUGUUAAUGCAUCCUGUCCUUUUGAGAGAGGAUGAUUGCUUGUCUUACAUUCUAUCUGAGUGAAUGAAAACUGUUGUGUUAGCCUGACUGCCAUUACUUUUUUGAUGUUAUAUUGAUAUAUUUUUUUCUAAUUUAUUCUGAUAAACUCAUAUCUUUGGGAUUUAUUAUUGUGAAUGCUUAUAGCUUGUUAAUCUUGUUUACUUUAAUCAUGAAAUUGCAAUUCUUUGUGCAGCCCCAAUCAAAUGGAUAACUGCCUUGAUUUUUCAGGUAUUUCACUCAGCCACAAAGGAUGGGUUUCUGUUAUAUUCAUCUGACUUGUGAAUUGUCAUAACUAUGUUGAAUAUAAAUGCUGUCAUGAUUUUUCAUAGAUAUAUCUUUCUCCAUGCUUCCUACUAUAAGUUCUUUUUCAUUCCUCCUUGUAUGUUAACUGGAAGCGAACCUAAAGUAAAAAAAAAAUAACAAAACAAACAAAAAAAACAGUUAAAAGUAGACCACCUCAUUUAGACCACCUCUCCUCACCACACCUCUCUGCCCCAAACACCUUAAGUGCAUGUGUGAAUUAUCAGGUGGCUUGUUAUUCUUUUCUGAGUAAAAUAAGGCUGUCACAUCUCAGAGCAGUUUUCCGUACUGGUUUGGCUCACUAUGAUUCACAGUGUAUUGUGGGAGAUGGCGGCAGCUGCAGCAUUAGAAGGACAGCAGGGAUGGAGAGUUACGUAACCAAUCCUCACUCUCAUUUUACACAGAUGUGAUUAGAGUGUAGAAUUGAACCUGAGUGCUAAAGUGAAUUGUGCAGAUUGGAUGGGUGAGUUUUUUAUGGACAGACUUGGCACUGCUCAGGCUGAAACACAUAACCAUGGCCUCAUUCGUUUUGGGCAGAAAUUACAAGCAUACUUUUUUAAAACUAAUUUUAGCCAUAAAUCUUUACUCAGUCAAAUGUGUUAGAAGUAUUUGGACGAAAAAAGUUAGUGUGUUUCAAAUGAUAAACUAGUUUACUUUGGGGCUAUAAUCUUACUAUCAGGGGCUACCUCUCUAGGGUGCAUCUACUUAAAUCAAAACUAACAUUGUGAUUUUAGCUCAAAUGUAUCCGAACAUGAUUUACUUGGAGCCGAAGCAACCUAGAGACUGCAGACACUCAGUCACCAUGUAGUGUUAAGUAAUAAAUGAUGACAGGUGGUAUGGCAGCUUUUUUGUAGAUGUCCCCAUCUGUUUGAAUCAUCAGUGCAACACCACAGUAGAUACAUUUCACUGUAAAAUUAGACAAAUUUCAUGAUGACUAGAUCUACAUCCCUCCUUAGUGUAUUUACUGAUUUCUUUAUUAUACAACCAAGCGAGACUGGGUGCCUGACAAUGCAGCUCAGCGCUUUAAUGUCUGGCAGGACCUUUGCUGUUAAUUUCUCCUGACCCGAUCACAUGCUGUUUUACACUGUCUGAGCUUCUACCCCUCAUGAUUUUAUGCGAGGCCUGAAGCUCCCUUCAGCUGUUCUGAGGCAAAUGGUCUGCCAAAAAUCAUAACAGACAACAGCAGGAAGCCUCACAGGAGGAAGCAGCAAGAGAGUUCUCAAACUGAGCCAAGGCACUGACUUACAGAAAAACACUUUAAGGACACUUGACUCAAAACCAUUACACAUGCUUUUUACUGGUUUAUUUUCUUUUGGUAAAGAGGUAUAAUUAACAACUGGGGAGGAGUUACAUCAUCCAGAACUGGUAUUUAAACUUUUCCAGAUACACUUUGUACGCCAUUGUUCAUAUGUCAGCUCAGUUUGUGGCUGACACUGGUGGAAAAGAUUCAGUAUGAACAGUUAUUGUCCUUUUGCACACCAAAUGAUGAGUUAUUUGAUGUUUUUAAAAAAACUAGAAUAGUUGUUGAUGCCUUAUCCUGGUAUCCAAAAGCAAAAAAGACCACCAGUAAAAAGAUUUCAGAUUUUCUAUCUCAAUUGAGGGGGUAGGUGUCGGCCAAGAAGUUGAAGAAACAGGAAAUUUUACAAUUUCCAUUUUUUUUUGUUAACAGAUACUUCUUGAGUGUGUAAAGGACAAGAUAAGUAAAGACUUAUUUGUCCACAGAUGGUACCAAAAUCGACUCAAACUGAGAGUCCCUCACUGGAGUUUUGGGUCCAACUUGUAUUUACUCUAUUUAUUACAUGCUUAAUGCUUUACUUAGAGGACAAAUGCAGUGAAAGAGCCUGUUUGGUGGCUACUUACAGGAAAUUUUCUUUAUAGAUGUUUCCCUGACAGAGAGCAAAGAGGUUCCACUGAACCAAUCCUGGUUUUUUAAUGUGCUUCCUAUAUAAAUAAUGAAAUAUUCUUACUUUGCAAAUUUGAACUAAGACAUUUCAAUCUGUUUUGUCUUUUCUAGGUGUGGCGUUAACAGGCCGUGUGUAGGGGUUUCCAUUGCAGGCCUGUGUGCCCGGUCGUGUGUUUAUGGUUGUUAAUGUGUAUGAGUGAAAGGCACAGCAGCGGAGAGUUGUAACGUGAUGCCAAGAUGCUUCUCUCUCUGGGAAUGCUGAUGCUUUCAGCCACACAGAUUUACACGAUCUUCACCGUUCAGCUCUUUGCCUUCCUCAACCUGCUGCCUGUGGAGGCUGACAUCGCUGCUGUGAGUAAUCUUUAACUCGCAUGAUCUUGAUACCAAAGACUUAGGGUGUUGUUUGGCUACAACCUGUAUGCUGCUUUGUUAGCAAGCUGGUUAGCAGCAGUGAUAUGAGAAGCAUCCGGGGCCUGUGCUUUGUGUCUGUAAACCUCCUGUUAGUCCAAAUUCAUUCAUGAGGCUGCAAACGGGUAAAAAUAUUGACAACUGAGUAAAGAUCCUAUCCUUUUCUUUUGUUACUGCAUCAGACAUGGUAUCAAAACAUCUUGCCACAAAGAUGAUGAGUCAUUUUUUUUUAUCUUCCAGUACUCAUUUGACAACAAAACUGAGAACUUUGAUGACUUGCCAGCACGGUUUGGCUACCGGCUACCAGGUGAUGGACUAAAGGUGAGUGCAGAGAACUUCUUGAGCUACUGUUUCGUAGGCUUUAUUGCAAGCGUUUAAGUUUUUAUGGUUCCUGAUUCUGUGGCAUCUUAACCACUUUAUAGCUCCAGAGACUCAAAACCUCAACCUGAAAACAUAAAAAACAGCAGGACGGCAAGGAAGCAUUGGAAUUUUGUAACUAGCUAUUGUACGACGUCAAUGUGCCUAAGGGAAUAAUGGCAGUUUUUUCAGUAUAUCAGAUGCAGCCAGUGGUUUGUGAUCAGCACCUUCCAGUCUGCUGUGUUUACAGUCCAGAUACUUAUGAAGAGACUGUAUUUUAUGAUCAAGAGCAAAGUAUCAUUCUCACCAGAUAUGUGGAUUAUAUGAACUGACACUGUAAACAGCAUUAUUUAUUAGUCCGUUUUCAUCCCUGGAGUCUGAUCAGUUAGUGGGUUUGUUUUGAGUCUCAGUUUGAUUGUAGAUAAUAAUGUUUAAAGAACCUUUGCUUUAGCUUACUUCAGCAGUAUAACCCAGAAAAAAACAACAAUUUUCCUGAUUUACUUGUAAUUAAAUAUCAAAGUCAUGGUGCAGUUUUGUAAAAAGUAAACAUGUGCUACCCAGGUGUGUCCUCAGGAGGAGAAGAACAUUUAAAAAAAAGAUUUGCUGUUGUUUGGAAGUCAUGUUGAUAAUUUAUGAUGCAUUCUGGGAAAUCAGAAAAUGUCCAUGAUUACUGACACCUGAUAACAAAAAAUCUGGCAGACCAAAUAGCCUUCACAAAUAUAUUAAUAUCAAUAUAUAUGUUGCAAAAUCAAAGGUCACACACAGUAAACGACAUAAAAACAUUGAAACGACAUUGUGGUCUGACUUUAAUAAAGACGAAUCAAAGUGAAAUGACUUCUUAUGAAACUGCUCUGUGAUGAGAAUUGUGAUAAUAUGUGUUGUUGUUGUUGUCAUUGUUGGGAGGUUUCUGAAUGCUACCCCCCCACCCAACAACCCAACAACCCACACACUUGCUGAUCCACAAACAAAAGGGCAUGAUUCAUGUCUGCUAUCUAAGCUGGUCAUUGUGGCGUCUCUCAAAGUCAAGAGCUCACUUGUUGUUGCACAAAGAGGUUUCAGGGAACAGAAGCAAACUGAUGAGAAACACACAGUGCCUUAGUUUCUGUUUGUGUAUCUAUUAGUUAACUGCUGUUUAUUAGGACAUUCAUAAUAGCUGCUUCUUAUCCAAUUCGGAUGAUGUUUAGCUGAGCAGGAUUACAGCACAAUGGAUGACCUAUGGUAUAAUUUUGGCUCUGCAAUAAGAGUUGUGAUCAUGUUAUAUUUUAGGAAUUGAGAUUCACAUUUAGAUAAUUGUAAGUAGCACUAUGUUGUAUGUAAAUUUGUUCAUGAGUGUAGACAUUGGCCACAAACAUGUACCGUUUUGAAUAAGAUGUCACCUUGAUCUGCUAAAACAGCAGGGCACAUGGCCCACAGUUAUGUUCCUGUGUGUGUGUGUUAGGAUGUAUCAAUCUUAUGUAAGAGUCUGUGUCAUGAAAGCUGAGAAAUGGCUCCGUCUCAAGCUCUGCUGAUCAUCCUCUAUGUUGUAUAUUCACAUGUAAUCCGGGUGUCUUGUAUUUCACCUCUGCUCUCCUGCUGCUUUCUAGCCGAGGCAGAGAGCCAUGCAGACAUGCUGCCCUAGUCCCAGAGGGCUGACCUUAUUCUAUUUCCAUAUAACCCUCUUCUGCUCUGCCUCCGUCAGAGGAAGUUUUUCUUCACCCUGCUUUUAUAGAAAACAGCUGUGAUUUGCAGCAAGACUCAGCAAAAUUUUAAUGUAAGAAUACAUCCACGUUUUCAAAGCUGUGGAGCCAAAUAGAGAGGAAUUUUCUAUUACCCUGACUUAACAAGCUGGAGACUUUCCAUAUCUUAGUGCAGUGAGGAUAUUAUGUUUAUGUCACUCAGACAAAUUUACGAUUGUAAAAAUCAGGACAGAAGAUUACGUUGCAAAAAUGCAUGAUUGUAUCACGCAGCCUCUAGGGCCCUUGGAUUUUAUCUCUCGGUCACCAAUCUGGUGCUGCCCUCUUUACAUGAGAGGCACAGUACCUUCUUUGUUGCUGCUUUCUAUUUUAAAAAGAGCAUCUUGCUGUGUAAUGUUAUUGUUUUUGGUUUUUACCUAGAGAUUUGCCUAAUCUGAUUUAGCUGUAAAGUAAAGAACAUCAGCUGCUCAAAACUUCUCUAGGUUCAAAAGAUGAUUGGCAGACCGAGUUAACCUGGAAAUACAGAAAAUCUUCGCUGCAAAAAAAUGAGUGGUUUUGAUUGUGUAAGAGUCUGUCACGUUAUUUGGGGAUUUUAGUAAAGGCAGAAUCUCUGUUGACUUUUGUUCUAGUUUGAGAUAAGUUCACAUUAGAUUUCCUCCGCCACGCUGCAGCUGUGCCAUGCCUGGAAACCACCCUGGCAUCACAAGGCAGCACAAGCCAAACAAAAGUGUCUCUGGAGGAUUUCCCUCAGGGAUCAAGGUUUCAGAAAAGACCUCCCCUGUUUCAACUCACACAACAGUGCUGAUUACAAAGAAAGGGUCUCAGAACAAGGCCUCGAGGAGCCUGUGUCAGUGAAAAACUCUGAAACUGCUUCGCGUUUGGACAGUAUGAUUUCUGGAAUGUUCAAAUUGGUAGUUUUACUUUGGGGAUUAGGGUGGAGUCAAAAUGAGGCAUCACAGCAGUUACUGACUCGAAAGAAAAUCCUGCUUAAACCACUAAAUUUUACACCCUUGGAAAAAAAUGACAAAAUUGUUUUCCACCUACAAACUGCUGCUGAUGAGAGUGAUAACAGAUAAUUCUGAAAGGUGUUCCUGAAACAAUCUUGUGAGUCACUUUCCCUGUUUAGUCAUCAGCUCCCUUCAAUUUGUUUGUUUCAUUCAGAUACUCAUCUUGCCUUUUCGCAGCAAAUUCUCCACACACUAAUUUUCACUUCUACUUUUGUACCUGCUGAUCUAGGGACCCAUUUUUAGAGGAAAUUCUUGGUUUUUCUUCGGAGAGUUCGUGGUUUGGAUGGUCCAGCAACAGUUAAAGAUGCCUGGCUUUGACCAGAAGCCUGUGGACUCUCUGUGGGACUAAAAUUAUACAUAUUCAUUUAUUUCUCUCUGUGGAGAUCUGUUUUAUUUUGAAAGCAAAAGGACAUAAAAGUCUCCUACUGUUUCUUUCUACAUUCAAGCCCCCUCAGAGCUUCCACUGAAGUCAUUAGGAAAGAUUUUGAUUGAAAUGGUUUUGCUUAUGGAAGAGGUUUAUAAAUAGAUGAUAGGAAAUACUCUUUCCAUAUCACAUCUUUCUUUGAGUUUGACAUCACUCAUGUGGAGGCUAAGUACUAAAUCAACAAUCUGAGCUCAGUUUUCAACCUGUGGAUCGGUCAUGAGUGUAAAAAUAAUUCAGAAAAAGAGGUUUGGAGAUGGGAAACAGGCUUGUAAGUUAGUCUUGGGGAUUGAUUUGUCAUUAAUAUCUAAAGGGCAACGAUGUAUCCUCAUUUAACAAUAAACGAACUUGGAGCGCUUGAAAGGAUCUCGAAGGUCUACUGAAGAUACUCGGACCCUGAUGCAUUGUUAGGAACUUGAGGCUGCUUUAUGAGAAAUGUAAAGGUUUCUCUUUGCGCUUCCAGUGGGCACAUAAGCUGCUUAUACAUAGCAAUUUUAUAACAACAUUGCUAUGUGGUUCACACACACAGAGACAUGCACACACACAGCCCUGUUUGGUCCUGCAAGGUACACAUUGCCUUGCUUUCAUUAUAUGUCUCAACUGCAUAUUGUGAUGGUUGUAACUGAGGUGGGACAGUUUUAUCACAGCUACAUUUAAAUUCCUAAACUUUGCAGACCAGGUGAAACUGGUGUAGAUAUCCCACUGGCACAUUAGAAAUCACAGAUUGUCUUGUUUGCAUAAUGCUCCACUUUUCUGCCUCUACAUCUGCGAUAGAUUUUCUUUUUGGUACUCUACUGAUGUUUAUGAGCAAAAUGGAAGAAAACAAUGAAAGCUUACAAAUUCAUUUGAUGAAAUAAAACGCUACAGUUACCCAGCUUCUCAGAAAUAUUCAGCACUGCCCGACCCCCUCAGGUUACCCGACUUUUGUAAAUGUACUGAGUCUCCCCAAGCAGUCGCUAUUGUUCCUGAGAAAAAUUAACAUCCCCAAAAGCUAGUUCCUGAGCAGAGCUUCAGAGGAAAUCCAUCUUCUGAGAAUCAUUCUGUUUUGCUUUAGGCCUGAAAUACAAUAAGAAACAUCAUUCAUCCUUUUCAGCAAAAAGUCAACCCAGGCAUCUCCUUUAUCGUGCACAUAUGCACACGUAAUGUGUCACAUGAUUUGUUAAUGGGUUGUGAUGGAGAUAAAACACCCAUUUAUUGAAUGCAUCUACAUGAGUCAUUUGUGCCUGUUUCUGGUAAAUGAAUGGUGAUGCACUAGUCAUCCCUGUUUACAGCAGAUCAUGCUCUUUGUUGUCAGUGUCUAUGACUUACAAGCAUUACUAGAUAUGCCUCAUACUGAGCAAUUCCUCUUUUCUUCUUCACUCCUCAAAACCAAAUUUACUGCACCAUUCUGCUAAACCAGAGAGAAAUCAGAGUUCUGCACACACAGCUAUUACAGAAGGUUCAGAGAGAGAAUAACAUGAAAUAACGAGGUCAAAGGACUUGGGUUGUUUGCUCGUGCCACUGUUACCAAUACUGUGUUUGUGGAUCAGUAUUGUAAGGUACUUGGUGCAGAGAGUAAAGCAGGGCUUGCUCACGUGUAGCUUCACCUACUUUCUCUUGUGGUAGCGCUUUGGCUCAGAAGUUUGGACACAUUUUAGGCAGGUUACAGCCGCCUAAACAUCAAUGAAUCCGACUGUUGGUUCAACCAAGCUUUAAUCUGCUUACAGGGGGCCCCAGUCAGGGCAGAGCCAGUUAUUAUUUCCUGUGUUUCUCUCUAACUAAACCAGAGCAAAUCUGCAAACAAGCUCUCGGUGAGAUUUUCAGUGAUAGGAUUAAAGUGUGAUCGCAGCAGUAAUUUGGAAAAGUCCACCGGAGAAAUUCCCUUCCCUCUUCAGCUCUGCAACAAGAGUACUUGGUCAAGUACUGCUUUAGUAGAGCAAACAAAAUAAGGACACCUGUGUCUUCACCUCUUGAUUUCGAGGAAUAUUAGUCUAGAAAAAAUACUUUGAGCUUAGAAAGUGUCACAAGAAGCACAAAGAGAUGUCUGAUUUCAGUUUUUGAAUGUUCUUGUCUUAACAUGUUUCUCAGCAAACUCACAAGAAAUUCUUACAUUUAGGUCAAGAAUGCAGUUUAUUAUUUAUUAUUUCACCCUGUAAAAGAUUUCAUUUUGUUUGUACUGUGUUUUAGUUAUUUGUUUCCAUAGUCAAAAGUAAUGAAAGGUUCCAAAAUAACCAGUACAUACAGCCCUACCCUCCUGUUGUGGACAAAGAAUACCAAUGUGACAGUAAAAAGUGUAGCUAGACACACUGUAAUCUGGGGAGGGGGGAUAAUUUGGACCUUAUACAAAAAUACGGUGGCUGAGAACCGCCGCUGCUGCAAAUAGAAAAAGAAUGCAAAAAAAGAAGUCACAAUGGAAGUUACUGAUGCAAAAAAAAAGAAACUGAAGCCCGCUGCAAAUAAAAAAAGAAAUGGCGCAGAUAAAAAAGCCACAACGGAGUUAACGACACAAAAAAAAGUGGCAAUGGAAAAAAAAAAAGUUACCCACUGAAAAUAAAAGGAUGCAAAAAAAAAAAAGCCACAACAGAAGUGAGCUGCCAGGGACCAAUAAUGAUGAUGCAACGGUGUUUCAUGAUCUAGGCACAGAAGACGACGACAAGAAGACGAGCAAAGAAGUUAGUGGAAAGGUUUUUGUUUAAUUUCGCUUCGUGUGCUUUUCAGUGUGUCAUUUGGUUAGGCCAUGUUGCGCCCGAGUCCAUUUUAAGUUGAACUGAAACUAACACUACACCAGCAUCCACUAGAUCAACUUUAUAUUGACUCAGGCGCUACAUGGCCUAACCAAAUGACACAUUGAAGAGUUUACGAUAUGAAAUUAAACAAUAACCUUUCCACUUACUUCUUUGCUCGUCUUCUCGUCGUUGUCUUCUGUUACUCUUUUUUAUUUGCAGCAGUGGCGGUUUUCGGCUAAAGUACAAAAAUGCUAUGCACAAAAAAGAGAAAACAUGUAAGCAAAAAUACCAACAAAACUAAAAACAGUUCUACACAGUGAACAAAAAUGAAUUGAACAUGUUAUUGCACAUCAUUUGAGUUAUUAUACCUGAGAAAAAUGUAGGUAUUUGCAAUUGUAAUAGAUAUCCGGUGUGCCAAUAUUGCAGAUUGAGGUAGCAUUGAGACAUUGCCCAUUAGUUGUGCUAUAAAACCUGGACUACUGGGAGCGAGCCUGGUUAAACAGCCUGACUGCAGCAGGAAGGAAGGACUUGUGGUAUCUCUCUGUCUCACACUGCGGGUGAGGAAGCCUGGCGCUGAAGGAGCUGCCCGAAGCUCCAUCACUAACCACUCGGGGAAAAAUAGCUGACCCCACCAGUUUGCUUUGUGUGCUUAAGUCCACAAAGUUGCCUUUAAAACUUUUUUGUACCCACGUUCAUCCUCUCACAUUAGAGUUACCUCUCCUCUGGCUUUCCCCCUAUUGUGCAAAUGCGUUGCAACAAGACAUGUGAGCGAAAGUACCAUUUCUACAUCACACGCUCCAUGAAUGAGUUGUACUCAUUUGGUGAAUUUCCAAACUGCAACACCUUGAUCCCACAAUAUUGCAACCCUGAAAAUGUAGCUUAGUCAAUAGUUGAUCUUUUUUCUGCUGCAACAUGGUUUCUCAAGUUUUAAUGCAUGCUUAGAAAUGUUGAUCAUAAGACAUACUUGCAAGGAAUUCAUUCGAGCAUACACAAAAAGCUUCAUUUUCACAGUGAAAGGGCAAUAUAAGAUGAAAACAUGUAGAUAUUUUUACAUAAGAUCCUCUUAUUGAACCGCUAAGAGCCGGCAGAGCAGUGGAAUUACCAGCAUUGAGGUUAUAAUCCCUCCACAGACAGCAUUUCAUCUCAGUCUCUGUAUUCAGAAGUUCCCCCUCCCUUCUGGGUCAUUUCCUGUUUUUCUCUGUUCGCCCUCUUCUCCUCUGCAUUCUGCAUUCCUGCCAGGUGCUGUGGUUGCUGAGACUCCCUUUACCAAAAGAGGGCGCUCUUGCAUCUUGUUUCAAAGCCAGGAAGGAGGAAUAUGAGGCAGUAGCACAGUGAUGUCAUGUAGCAGCAAGGCAGGGAGGGAGCACCCAGAGGUGGCAGCAGCAGCAGCAGUGGGUGAUUCCUCACAAGUGUCUCCUCCACCUUUUUCUACAUCAAGUCUCGUUACUGUUGAACUGCGAGCAGACGCUUCACUUUGGGUGCCCUCUCUUGUGGAAAGCCUGUGUCACUGCGGUCUUUUUCGCUCAUGUUGCCAAGCUGCUGUUUUUGAGUCAGUCGGUGAAAUCAUGCACUCUUAGAAAAUCAGUGCGGUGUCUGCAGAUGUCUGCUGGCUGUCGGUGUGAGAGUUUCUUUUUUUAUUUUUACAUCUAUAUGACUUUAAGAAGGAGAGAGAAAGAAAGCUGUAAUGGCAGUAAAAUCCCAGAGCCCCACAGCAGUCCACACUUCCUGUCUAACACACACACUCACACACACUUAACACACACAGUGGUGUUAGUUACAGUUGCAUAAGAGCAGCAGGUAUAUCACAUCAGUUCUCCCCCCUCGUCUCAUGUGUACUUUCAUCCUCUCUUCUUCAUUUUUCUGCUCUGGUUCUUCUCUCCUCCUCACGUCCGCCUCUUUUUCUUUUCACCUUUCUAUUUUUGUCCCGUCUGCACCCCCUACCCACCCCCCACCCCCUUUUGUCUACAUUACAGAGGGUGUCUGAUUCCCUCUGCCUCCAUAUUUGCGUCGUCGGUCGUUUUCCGCCUCUUUUCUCCUUCGCUUCAUCACUCUGUCGGCCUCUCAGUUUAUCUCUCUCUUCUCACUAUCUGCCUCUCAUCAGUCACUUCAAAAGCUGCUGUGUGGAAAUGGGACUGAGACAGGAAGCAGCAGAGUUAGAGACAGAUUGGAAACACAAUCGACAGAGUUUUUCAGGAUAAGCUGAGACAGAGACAAACUGAAAAUCUGUGUUUUUUCCCACCAUGCAAACCCAGAUUAUUUUUAUCAAUCCGGUGGGAAAGUUUUGUGUACAUAACACAGACAUCAUGAUGUUGAAUUUAUACUUGAAUUGUUGCAUCAGGGGCUUUUGCUGGAGUGGUUUUUCAUCAGUAGUUGUGGUGGGUGUUUUCAAUGUGGUUUUAACAAAAAUGGUGGAACAGACCCUGGGUCCUCUUGGAAGUCUCGGUGUUGUGUCUACACUCUUAAACAGUCUGCAGGGUUACUUUGCAGCCAAGUUGAGUCUGAUGAAACAGUAAUUCCUUUUGAAAGCAGCUACAUUUUACUUUGACAAGGUUUCAAACACACAAAGAAAAAUAUUGUUCAUAGUGCUGAUGGUUUGUCAGGGAUUUUUUUGACGUAUUGUGAGGUAAUUAUCAGCAGAUGACUUGCCUAUAUAUUUAAUUAAAUGUCAACAUUGAACAGUAAACAAUGAUAAGACUAGCUGCACCAGAUAAGAAGUCAGCUGAGGACGAAGAAAGGUAGAGAUGCACCAAUCCAUACCUGGACUUAUACCUGGGCUGAGCGUAUCGGCCGAUAUCCAAUACCGAUCCAAUACUUCUGUUGAAUGAAUGAAUGAACUGUAUGCCUUGCCCUGUGAGUGAAGGCAUCAGGCUUGACAUUAGCCUUGUUAAAAAAAGGUGAAAAAUAUUAACACAGAUAUGAAUUUACUUAAAGGCAAAAAUUGCAUAAAAAGUACUUUAAAAAAGUCAGACUUCUCAGUUAGCUUUUAAUUUACUGAAUCAAACUCCAGUGCAAGAGCAGAUGAUCGUACUGUAAGGUCAUCGUUUUGUCAGCUGUCUAACAUUCAUCAGUAUUGGUGGACUGCUCUUUUUAAGAAAUGUAUUCUUUGAUAUCAGCUGUGACGUGUUUGUUAGUCACUUGUUUAUUUUCUUUCACAAUAUGACAACUCAUGAUGUCAUCCUUACAGGGCUUCCUGAUUGGAGCACGGCCUGAAAAUGCGUGCGAGCCCAUUGAACCCCCUCCAAGGGAUAACUUGACAGGCGCGUUCAUCGUCCUCAUCAAACGCUUCGACUGCAACUUUGACGUCAAGGUACAGUAUUUACUCCACUCGCUGUGUGUGUGUGUGUGUGUGUGUGUGUGUGUAGUUACUGUUGGAAAUGGAGGCCUCUCCUCACUACAGACCAGCAAAAAAUUAAACCAACCCUAACUCUUAAGACAUUUGACUUAAGUAGAAUCAAACAAACAUGUCUGUGAAUCUACUUGAGUCAAUGUAAAAAGUAGUUCAUUUAAAAAGUAGUUAGUUUUUUCACUCAUGGCACUAAGGAUGGAGUAGAAAUAAUGUAAAAGCGUAUUCUCACAAACUAAUCACAAUGAUGUGUUGAGUGAUUUUGUCUGUGUACCUAUCAUGAGUGAAGUUAUUGAGUAAUUUGACAGCAUCUUUCAUCAGGGUUGUAUUUUGUAGAUAGCUCCUCAGUUCACUCUGUUCAUUUUAUUAGGAAAAUGCACAUUAAUCAGCACUGUAGCACCAUAUAGAGUCAGAACAACAGCUCUAUUUCUCUGUACCAGUGCUUGUGUUUGACGGCUGUCUUAAAGGUGACGCAGUUCUCACAGUCCCUGAUAUGAGCUGCUAAUCUGUUCCAGGAGUGUGCGCCUGUCACAGAAAAGACAGAAAAGACUAAAUUUGGUUUUGAACCUCAGUACAAACCAGACUCUCCUAGUUUGGGCUCUUGUAUUUGUAGUUUUAUUGUGUUUUUUUUUCUGGUUAAACUCAUAUCUUGAUAAGUUUCUUUAAACAGUAUUUAUUACUUUCAACUAAACAAGACAAUGUUGGCAUGAAAUAUAUGGAAAAACCAUCAUAUUUGGCCUGUUGUAACAUUGAUUAGAGGUUUUUUGCAGUGUAGACAUCAUCCGAACAGUUUGUAAUCAUGCAGUUGAUGGAUAACUUAUGUUUCAUGGUUUUUGUUUAGUAAUUCAUGCCGUGUAAAAUGUAGCAGACCUACUUCAGAAAACAACAAUGUAAAAAGUUCAAGUACACAAAAAGCUCCAAAGUGAGUGUAAUUAGUGACUGUCAGCUCUGACUGACUGUAUAUUAUAACAGGAUUCAAGUGCUUCUGUCGUGAGCGUACGUUUCUUACACUGUGUCAGUGCAGAGAAACACAUGGGCUUAAUUGUAAACAGCGUUUGUUGCAGCAGCUGUUAAUGCAAAAGGGCAAACUGCCAAAACUAUAAUCGCUUUUGUGAGGUUCUGUACACAGAUGUGUGUUUGCUCACACUGCAUUUAUAUCAACUGCUGCCGUUUUUGGAGUCAGUUUCAGUGGAGCUCUCAGAUCAGCUGCUUUGGACAAGAAAACAGGAAGCGGUCAUUUCCCUAAAUACAAUUUCCUGCAUGCGAGUUUUAUCCCAAACGACGGCCUCUCUUUCUCUUCCCCUGCUGCAGUCUCUUAUAAAUGUUGCUCUUGUGGAGUUGAAAAGUUUCUGUUUGUCUCAUACAUCAGUGCAGCGGCUAAAAGAUGAAGAGGGCUAAUCCUCAUUAGUUAACCGAGGCAUCGAGGGGAGGAGUGUGUGUGGGGAGUGCAGCUUUGUGGAAAAGAUAGAUGUUCAGACAGGAAGAUAAAGGAAAAGAGUAACAAAUAGUGCAGCUGACCUACAAAUAUUAUAUCACUAUUUUAACCUGAACCUUGACAUACAAUCUGUUGCUCAGUUUCAGAGCUGUAUCAAGUUUUAUAUGAUAACAACAGUCUAUCAAUUAAAAUAUUUGAUGAUAUAUUUUCAGUGAUAGAACUUCCAGACUUUGACUCUUGAGACCUGCAGACGUCUGAAUAAUUAACACAAACUUCAAGUGUAAGGGUUCGAAAACUUCUGAAAUUCUGGCACGAAAGCUGACAUUAAAUGAAUCUCUGCUGCUCCCUCAGCUCACUCACAAGGAGGGUCCUAGACUGUAGCUUGGUUUGUUGAUGUGUCUACUUCAGAGGAGCAGAGAAAAAAUAAAAGAAAUGAGGGAAAAAGGCGAAGGAGGUGAGGGGGAGAAAAAGGGGCCAAGGAUUAGGAGAGUGAGAGCAUGGAUGAGUAAUGGGGUGAAAGGGAGGAAAGCAUGCAGCGUCUCGGCGUUUCUCUCUGCCUCUUUUCUCUUUCUGUCAAACUCUCAAACUUGAAUGUCCUAUCUGCUCCCUCUUUACCUCCUCUGCUUUUACCCACCUUGUUUCACUUUCACAUUUCCUCUCUGUCCCAGUUUUUUCCCAUCUAUUCAAUUCCACAUCUUUGCCUGAAGCCUUUUUUUUUCACUCCAUUGUAGCUCUGAAGCAGCAGCACUGCCAUAUAAGGUCUGACUGCAUCACACUCUGAUAGAAACAUGUUGACAGACACAGCGGUGAGGUGUUCCCUUUUGCCAGAGUGAAACCAGACUCCACAUAGCUGCGUGUCAGACAUGCACGCAAUUUAUAUAGAAUACACACACACACACAUACACACACAAGAGCACGCACACACACACACACACACACACACACACACACACACAGACACACAGACACACAUACACACAAGAGCACACGCACACACACAUCUCUGGACUUUGCCAGAUUUGCCUGCUAACCUUGUGCAACCUUCUAAGGAGAUGCUCGAACUUGUUUAAGUAAACUUGGACUUUGAAGUACCUAAGAUUUGGAAGUGUUAGGGUCAGUUUUGCUCCUAAAAGGCCUAUUAGUUUGUUGUUUUAGAGCACCAUCAAGUACAGAAUGAAGAUAAAACAUUAAAAAGAUAAAAAUUUAGAAAAUAUUCAAGAAAAUCCCAGUACAUGUCCAGAUGCCAAGUGGUUAAAAUGCAUCUCGUGCAACCAUAAUGUCCGUGGUUUGAUUUGGACUGGAAUUUUGGAAUUUCCCUGAAUUUCCUGUUUGCUUUUCCACGGUGGUCAGUUAUUAAACACAAAGCCAAAAAUAGAAACCUGUCCAGUAUGGAAGUUAAAAAGAUCUUUUCUUGCUUUAUAAAAUACCCAUUUGCGCCUUUUUCACUCCCCUGCAUGUAUUUAUUUUUGAUUAAUCGAGGAUUGUUGAUUUGUGUCGCCACUUAUAUUACAUUUCUGUCAGAGAUGCAUGAUGAUAGAUUUUUGUGGAUAUUCAAUACACCGAUAUUUUCCAACUAAUUUAGCCUGACACUAAGCUGAGAGUUCGAUAAACCAAAACUAACCUACAUCCUCCACUUGUGCUGUAAAGCAAUGAAUUCAUUGUUAAGCUCUUUUAUCUUUGGAUGGUUGCUGCCCUUUUUUUCCUGCCAUAUGACUGAAGCACAGAGUACUGACUGGUUCUGCUGAUGCCUUUCUCCUUGGCAAAUGUGAUUGGAGAAAUUAAUCAAAAAGCAGAAGAAUCAAGACCUGAUUCUUAUAACAUGAUCACUUUAUUCUUGAAAUAUUAAGGCUUUGCUCUAGCUUUAUUUUUGUAAUAACAUGGCUUCUAGAUGAAAAGACACAGCUUGACUUUCUCAUGACGUUAUUCUUAUGAGAAAAUGACUGAAAAAUUGCAAAUCUUGUAAAAAUGUCUAAAUCUCUGAUGUUUUUUUAAUUGAAUGAUACCUGAACACUUCGUCAUACAUAUAUGUCAUUACCGAUAAAAAAACAUUUGAAGCUGUCUUUGCCAAUUCAGAUUGUUUGAUAAUAACUUUCUGCAUUCUUUAUUUCAUCAUUUCUUGACUUUUUUCCCAUCACUCUCUGCUAUAGAGUGAACUUUCUUUGGCCUGUUUGCCCCCUCUCUAAAAUUCAGUUUGAAGGAAAAGGUUUUACCAGCUAGAACAUGGUGUUACAAAGCUAGUGCAAAUAGGAAAAAGUGCAGUUUGCAAGAUGAAAAAAUAAAAGACUUAUUAAUUUUAAAGCAAGAACACAGUGCACUGUCUUUUUCUCCCUUCUUAGCUUCUCACUUUAACACAGAGUAAAUGGCUAAAACUUCUUGCACAUGAGCAGUCCUGAAAAUUUAAAGAAAUCCCAGAAGCCCUGCCCUGAAAUUUUCCAGACUUGUCUCUUCAAACAUACGCUCCACAAUGGGAAGUCUACCCCGUGUAAUAAGGGGUGUGGUAGGCAGAAAGAAUGAUGAGUCAAAAGCAUGUGGCAAAAGCCACAGAGUGAUGCUCACAACAUGAUGGAAGAUGGAGCAACAGAUUCAUGGGCUGCGACGGCAGUUUUUCCAUUUAUAUUAUCACCAGCAGCAAAAAUACAGAUGUGUAGACAUAUCUGACGCUCUCCUCUGAGAAAGUAAUUCUCCUGCUUUAUCCUCAGAUGUUUUUAUUCAUUCGAUCACAUGCUGCUCUGCCUGGGCUGCACAGUAUAAAUGUAACCAACUAUAUAUCUGCCCCAUAUAUCCACCCCACUUCCUGUAGUUUUCUUUCAGGGAGAAUUCAGGGUGACAAAGUCUGCCCACGCCGUACGUGAACAGUUCACUCUUAAAAAUUCAAGGAAGUUUUCAGGAGUUUUGUGUGAAUACAGCAUGUACUGGUCUGUUUCUCAAUCUUCAUCCCUGGCUGAAAUCUCUUUUUUUUCAUCAGUUUUUACACACACACACACACACACACACACACACACACACACACACACACACACACACACACACACACACACACGACACACUUGCGCUCCCUCCCCCUGAGUUGGUCUCAGUUUCCUCCAGAAGCUGCAGGGAAACAAAGGAAUAAUAGAUUCCAUCUUUCCUGAGACGAGGCACUCUGUGUGUGUGUGUGUGUGUGUGUGUGUGUUAGUGUCUGGGUACGUGUGUGUGUGUGUGUGUGAUACAGGGGUGUCAGCCUCAACAUGUGGGCCUCCUUCCCCUCCUCUGUAGUGUUUGGCCAGUAGCACCGUACGCUGAGAUUUUAUGGAUCUGUGGCCAUAAAAAGGACACUCACCCACUUAACCCCCUAUCAAGUGUGUGUGUGCAAGAGGGUUUGUGACAGUGUGUGUGUGUUAGAGGAAGAGCGUGUAUGUGUGUUAUGAUAGGACAUGACAGAGAGGGGGGGUCAAAAGUCGAGUGAGAGCGUUUCAGACGGGGAGGGGUAGAGGGCAGUAAAGGGGUGUUAAUAAGCAGAGGAGCUCUUUAUGUGUGUGUGUGUGUGUGUGUGUGUGAGAGAGAGAGAGAGAGGAAGCAUCCAUCUUUUGCUCCUCCUCAUAGAAAAUAAAUCUCAAGAGACACAGGAUUUGCACUUCCUGUACGCUGGGAUUCUUUGAGGUGGGGUGGGUUGCUCAUUUGUGACCUUUGACCUUUGAGGGAAGGGGGGGGGGGGGGGUGGAUACGAAACUGUAUACCACUUCCUCCUCUCUCUCUCUCUCUCCCUCCCAUGAACAACCCUGCAUGACUUUGUUCAUUCUGUGGAGACUGUAAGUCCCUGUGCUGCUGCUGCUGUACAACACACACACACACACACACACACACACAAACACACACUAACACAUGCACACACAGCAGGUCAACAUACAUUGAGACAUAAUGUCCUGGUUAUGUAACACGCACCGAGGAAUGUUAGGCUCUGGUGAAACCCAUUUUUUUCUCUUUUUCUUCAAGUUCUCAUAUUUACAUUCUUUCUCACACAGUCCCUCUCUGCUGCCCCCCGUCUGUCACCGCUCUAAGUUGUCAUUCCCUCUCCAUUUCAAAAACAGCUCAAAACUAAUAAAACUAAACAUAUCCUUCUCUUAUAAGUAAACAUCGUGAUAUAAUUUACUUAUUUCUACACUGUGUAGGUGCAUCACAACAUUAUCAUUCAUCUAAGUUGUCUUUCCAGUUCCGUAUUCACUCUCUGCUCAGUCGUGUUUUUUUGCCCUCCUCAGGGAAAUAGCUCGCUCUUCCUCUAUGUGUGUAAACCGGUGAAUAUCAGAUUCUGUUUGCUGAGUAGGUGGCACAAAACAGGUUCUUUAAGCUUUACUUUCUCACAGAGCUGCUGCCUCCGGUCCAAACAAUACUAUGAGGGCCGUGAGGACAUAUCAAAACAGAAAAUGUGCGACUCUAGCAGCCAAGCAUUGAGCUUAAACUUGCUAUACAGCUGACUGAAAGUGAGUGUGUGGGAGUGGGGGGUAAUGCAGAUUCAAGGAAUCAUUUUCUGCCGAUAUUUGUUAUUGCGGCUGCUGUGAAGGAGAAUAAACAUGAAUUCAAAGAGCAAACCUUAUUUUCAAGACUUAUUUUUAGACUUUAAUUAAAAAAACGUUGGCUGAUGCCUUUCUUUUAAAAUUGAAUCGACAUUUAAAUGAAAUGAAAUAUGAACCAUUUACUGCAUCUGUUCUCAAAAACAGGACAGAUGAAAAGAAGCUGCAGGUCAGAUGGAUGAGCGCUCUUGUCAUGGGAACACCUUUGUUCCAUUUUUCAGUUACAUAAUCAUACAGGCGUUUAGAGACAGUCUUGUGACCACGAUCUGUGGACACACGCUUUGAGGUCAUUGACAAAAAGCACUAUAAAAACUGAUGCAUUAUUAUUAUCAUUAUUAUUGUUAUUAGUUUUGGCCACUUGGAAAAAACCGAAUUUUAAUCACUCACUUAUACCUGAAAAUUAGACCAUCACACUUUUGUCAGAUGUAUUUCAGGAGUAAAGAAAAGUCUAGGUAUUAGUGAAAGAAAAAGUCAUCCCCUCAUUAGAUUAUUUCAGGUUGGAGCAUUAUGUGUAAGCAGAGACUGGCAGCUUGAAAUGACUGCUGGAAAACCCCCCGUCUCUGACCCCAGGUCAGGCUGUGAGACAGACCCAAACCCGGCUGGCCCAGGAUUUGUCAGACUAAACAUUUCAUUUCGGUUUACACAUUUUUUUCCUUUUCAGGAAGUUGUGAACUUUGACAGGGCGGGGUCAGGUCUUUCUCCAUAUGACUUCAUUGUAGCACUGUAUCAUAAAACACUUUGACAUCAUGUUAUUUUAAAGACAUUCAAAUUCAGAUUUUUUUAACUCUUGGUUAUAAUCACAGUUUUUGAAUCUUGAUUUCCUGUUAAGCAGAAAAUAUUAAAGAAGGGUGGGACUCGGCUUCAGAAAGCAAAUCAAAUACUUGCAAUGAUGUCAUUAGUAUUGAGGGCGAUGACACUCAUUGAUAGCAAAUACCUCCAAUCAAAAUCUUGCAAUAAGAAAUCCAGGGAGGGAAAGAAAAACACAGGCUCAAGUCAUUCAGCUUAUUUUUAGGUGUGGUUUCAAUGGCCUCAUUAUCAUCAAAUCAAACGUUGUGCAGAGCUGCAGAUAAGCUGGGAGUGGUCAUGAGGAUCUUCUUUUCUCAGUAACUGCAUAAUGUGUCCCGUCAGCCUCUGAAAGUCUAAAAUCAUCUUGUGUGACUUUCAACAAAACGCUGAAGCUAGUCAGUGUUUGUCCUGCUGGCUGGUAAUUUCCCAUCUAACCUUGCUUCCUACCUCCAUCUUACUGUAAGUGCAUUUGAUUGUGCGGCCUGUUUGUGUGGCAGUGACCUCACAGCCCUCAAGCUACACACACACACACACACACACACACACACACACACACACACACACACACACACACACACACACACACUGGCCUCAGUCUUUGCUCAAACAAUGAUCUAGCGUCCUGCAAAUGCUCUCCCAGUCUCAUGACAGGGUAUGACUAUGGCUGACUGGAUGUAUGACUAGCUCGAGUGUGUUUGUGUGUGUUAGAGGGGGGAAAAGAGAGCGAGAACUAGAGAGGGAGAAAAACAGAGAGACCAUAUCACAUUUGGCCGUGUCCUUUUUCUAAGCUGUUGUUAUGUCUGCAGCAAUUUGUUGUGGCAACAAACAGAAAGCUUGCUCCCUUAUUUCCCUCUAGGGCACACACACACACACACGCAGACACACACACCUACUUCUGAUAUGUAUGCACCCAUCAGGCAUAAAAACUUUCAAAGAGAGAUCAUGGCUCGGUUUUUGAAGAUUUCUCCACACUUUAAAAGGUUUUGUGCUGAAUAUUAGGACAAAAGUUUAACGCACACAUACUCUACUGCAAACACUGCUCUAAUCUGCCUGUCUCACCUUAACUAAAUGUGCCGUGGGAGGUAGGCUGGAAAGAAUGGCUUAAUUUAAACUGAACCUACCCAGGAGCAGAGUUACUUAGUUCCCCACUGCAACAGGGAAAGAAGAAUCAAUACACUGUCUUUUUGUUAUCUCUAAGACAGCUCAAGUGCAAAUACAGUCUCUCUAACGUAUGGAGAGGUGAGGUGCAUGAAUUUCAGCUGUGUGCUGUUAUCAGUGUACACAGCCUCUCCCUGCUGUUCAUAGUUUUAUUGAACUCUUUAUCUAAUCAGCGGUCUGGACCUUGAAACUCAAACCCAACUCUGCACUGAGCUACAUUUCCACUGAAACUCUGAGGAGGAAGGGGUGGGUGAAGGAGAGGAAAUGAGGAAGGAGGAAAGGAGAGAGCAAGGCAGGAGGGAGGAGGUGUAACCUAAGUUUGUAGUGCGAGGGUAACGAGGGCAGAGGAGGAGGAGGAUGGUUGGUUCAGAGAAGAGGAAGAGAAAGACGGGGAGGAGGGGAACUGAGAGUGGAGGAGGGAUAAAAGAGGAAGGUUGGCUGAAGGGGAAAAGGUGGGAGGAGAGAACAAGAAGAGGAAGAAGGAGGGUUGAGGGAACAGAGGGAAGAGCGUGAAGAAGAGAGUGGAGAGGUUGGGGGAACAGAGGAAUAGGAAGAUAGGAAGUUGAGAGAGGUGAAUAGGAGAUGAAGACCUAAUUGUGAGAUGCUGCUUAAAUAGUGAAGCAACAAAACGGAGCUCAUCUGUAUCUAACAUUAUUUUAAAAUGUAGACCAGUAAGGACGUACUCAUGCAAACUUCAAAAACGUGUUUUUUAGGGCAAAAUGAUGAAAUCAAAAGCUGCACAUAGUGUAGUAACUUCCCCUGAGACUCUAUUUUGGGAUUUACAGAAUCAUGUCUCUUGUUUGGUUCAGGUUGAAGAGAAGGAGCUGAAAAAGAAGGUAGUGAUAAUGGAAAUACUCAAUAUAAGAUUGAAAGAAAACUUGAAAGGAAGAGCAGAGAAGUAAGACUGGUGAUGAACUGGUUCAAAUGAGAUUAAUUCAUUAUGUGGAAAUAAUUAAAGUAUAGUCUUGAGAAUAAAACAGUAACAAUCCUAGCACAUGUAAAGUUACAGACACUAGCUCUGAUAAUAGAAUAAUUCAGUAAAAUAGUGAAGAAUUCAAAGAAAUUCUCGUCUUGUAAAAUCAGACUCCUCCCAGCCUUAUUGGACUAAAAUUGUUAUCAUCCAGUCAGACCUGAUUUCUUGGUUAGGUUUCAGUUUCUAUCAACCAAUGAGAGGUCACUGACUCACAGCAUGAGUGAAAAUACCCCGACUAUGACAGACUCUGUUUUUCAUGAUUUCCUCCGUUGGUUUCUGAAGUGGAGGUCAUGUGGCGGUUGCCGAAUUGGAAAUGCUGAUUCAACCUAACUUUAGGUUGACAUGGCAAGAUGCUAAGAGGUGGAGCUGAGGCGAGCCUUUAGCUAGCUUGGCUAACAGCUUCUGUGUGUCUGCCUGUCAGCCAAGCUAGCUAAACUCUUACCCUUGAUAUCCUAAAAACAAAGACAGUUUAGUCUGUACACUUUGUGGGAAUGGAAAGAUGGGCUCCAUGUUUGUAGAGCUAGGCUGCUUUAGUAUGGGUGUUAACCCAUUAAGACCUGAACCCUGUCUGAGACACGCCUCUGAAAUCCUGAGGGCCAUUUUGAGAAGGGCCCCAAGAUCCUGAGGUUUUCUGAAGUGUUGAGGUUUACAAAAAACCUGAUAUCUCAGCCUCUGUAGCAGAUAGAAACAAAAUUCAAAAAGUAUUUGAGAGCUUACACGUGUGGCUUUCAAGAUAACUCUCUUUUAUUAUUUUGAACCUUCAUCACAUUAUUGAAAACCUUGAACAAACAAACUCAAAUGAAAAAAAGCGGCUGUACAAAUAAAAGUAAAGACUCUGCACUGGAGAGUAACAAACAAUUUGCUUUCUGUAAAACAAGUGGCAGUCAUGAUAAAGUGUCCAUUCAAUACAAAUGUAAAAAUGAAAAAUAAAGUGUUGAAAGGGUAUACAGCUGCCUUAGUAUAGUGCCAGUACAAAAGCAGCACUAAAAACUAAUAAUAAAUAAAUAAGUGGCUGAAAGUGUGUUCAUCUCUAUGCUCAACCAAAGUCAUGCAACACUUACAGAAAAUGCCAAAAGUGUGAGCCAAAGACCUCAAUAUGAAGAGGGUGUUCACACUGCUGGAUGCCUUUCCUCUGAAACCGCUCUCUGCCUCCAUCAUUGUUUACUUUCCUCACAAAGCACAGAGCAAGAUCCAAGCAUGAAUCCGAUCACUUUAUUAAGCUUUAUUAGCCUAUCAGAGGCAGUAUGAUGGCGGUAUGAUGAUUUGAUUCGCCACGACUCCAGAAAUGAUUGAAAACCUACAGAUUUUUACAAAAUGAUGUAUCCGCGCUCCUGACUUGAAGGGUGCAUACAUGCUGUCCUGGUUUAAGUGGGUUUAUGGAACUUGGAGCUUUUACCUCCAGCCUCAUGUGGACACUGACAGAACUGCAGUUUUACUACUUUUGUAUUGGCUUCACUUUUGACAGUGGAAGUUGCUGCUUGGUUACCAAACAUUUCUAUGACUCAUUUCUUUAUAAAGCUUCCAGCACCUUGUAAAAUGGACUCUGUUCAGCCUCAGUGCUUUAUUAUGAUGACUUCAUGUUGGUUAAACUUUGCUCACUAACUAUAUAUACACCACUAAAUUGUAUAAUUCAUUCAUAAAAGAUGGAAUAAAACCGACUCCUCCUGGAUCUUGACUUGCACGUAACAGAUGUUGUGUGAGAAAGUUUAGCUGUGUGGCUCAAACUCAUUUACACAAAGCUUAGGUCAAGUUUGCUCUAUGCAAAUCCAGACCAGCGACUUCAACAAGUGACACGCAGGUCAGUAAAACUGCCUGAGCUGAACAUGAGUGGAGUGUGCCUCUGAGAAGGUUAAAAUGAAAAUUGAAGAGGGGGGAGAUUUUUGGAUGAGAGGAUGUUAGCGAUACUAAGGAGGGGGAGGAGGAGAAGGGAAGGACGGUCGAUGUUAUAGCUGCACCACGGCAUGAUGAGACUGUGCAGUGCUGGCAGCACAUUCACACACACAGGAGAGAAGAUGCAGCAGUUAUUGACGCACACACACACGGUGGUGAUGCAGCAAUAAUUAAGGAUGCUAUCAGCAUUCUCUGAUCAUACCAGUAGUUCAUCAAACACCAGUAAAAGAACAGAAAGACAGGCACAACCUGUGAGUACAGGCCAUCGACAGUCUAAAGAGGAAUAACUGGUCUCUGUCUGCUCCAGUAAUAAAAAGGAUCACAGUAAAUACCCACAUCUUGCCCUGCUGACAUAUAUAGGAUAGCUGUAAUUAACUCAAGUGUCCAUAGUGACUAGUGUGUUUAUCUAAUGAGCUUCUCAUAGUCAACAAAGCAUGUCCUACCCUUUGUGAGUCCCGAAUAGUUUAGGUGAUCAGUAUCAGUGAGUCAUUCUGCACCAUUUAGCCAUGUUUACUCACCUUCAGUCAGCUGUGACCUUGACAGCUCCGACCUUGAACACAUAAAUAUGUGCAAAUACACCAGAAACAUUAGCAGUGCAGCAGAUUCAAGUGGGAAAAGAACCUCACUGUACACCUUUUUUCCAUUUUAUGGCUGAAAGAUUUUAUUUUAUUUUUUAGAGAAACACCUUCCUCCACAUUCAUUCAGUCCCACACGUUCUGGUGAAGCUGUAAAAUACAAAUACACAGUGUCCUGCUGCUGUUGGCAUCCAAGUUGCUGCAAACCAGUGGACAUGUAACCUCUUAAAGUUUGUAAGUGCACUUAUUGCAAGGUUCAACAGGUUUGCAUGAACAGUGAACACUUAAGGACACAUAGGCAAAGAGAGGCUUUAAACUAUAACAGCAGCUUCUAUCUAAUCCCAGGUCAGUGUGAGGUCAUCAUGCCUCACCUAAAAUAAACAGCAAAUGUCUAAAUAUAAAAAGAAAUGAUCACAUACAGCAGAGGUGUUAUCACUUUGUUGAUCUUUGCAUUUGUUUCCAUCCACAACACGAGCCUUGUAGUGGCCUUUAUUGAGAUACUUAACCUGUUAAACCUGAGAGUAUUGUGGGAAUUUAGCAUACAGAAAAAGCAGAACAGUGUUUGGGAGUUCAUAACACUUAAAGGACAUUUGUUAAGGUUAAGAAAGGGAAGUGCCACCAGAAAUACAGAAAUGUGCACCAACUGCAAUUUCUGAUAAACUGCAUAAAAAGUUUAUCAUUAGAGUAACAUUUUGGUUUGAAAUGGUCAAGUAACAUCAAAUUUAUAUCACAAGCAGUUAAUUAGUUGGCGAUAAUUGCCUUUGCAGAGGCCCAACAUGACACGCUCUUUUGAACCUCUCGACUCAAAAGCUCUUGGAGCUUGUUCAGUUCAUUUAAAGGCCUUCAAAAACAACAGCAAAUGAAGCAGAGUCAAAUCUGCCUUUUAAAAUCCAUAACCGGUCAGUCCUGUAAACAAAAGGCUGCAGCGUCUGUGCUGUGGGCCAAGUUCAAAUCUGGCCAGUCCUUCACAGGGUGCCAUGAUGAGAAAAAAAACAGCUUCCGCUUUGACUCAAAUCCAAAGCCUGGUGGUAUAUCAAAGACAAACAAUGUUGAAAAAGCAGCAAAAGAAAAAACACUGAAGUAUUUGAGGCCAUAUCAUGAAGAUGAGAUGUCUCCGAGGAAGCACUUAGCUGCUUAUUUUCCAAUAUAGGUCCACUAUAGAUGUAAAAAGCAGUUACCCUGUGUAGGCAGCACCAUCAUAAUCAUGUUUGGUGUGUGCUGUGUGGUGUGAUGCUGUAGAAUUAACAUUAUGGAUGGUGCCACAGCUCAGAGCGAUGGUGGAGAGUUGUUUGUAUUCAUUUGUGUAAGUUGGUAUGUUUACAGUUGGGACUUGCAUUCUACUUCUUCCCUCUCAGCCUCUCCUUUCUCUGCCUCUCGGUCUGUUGUUUCUCCUUCUUCACAGUCUUCCAGGAAUCCAGUGAAUGUCCUUAUCUUUGCCCAUGCAAACACAAGGGUGAGCCAAAAGUAGAGGUUACAUUCCUCUGCAGAUCUCAGGCAGACAGGCAGCAUCCCACUCUGGCAUGUAGACAACCUUCAAAGAAGAAAUGGUGCUUCUCUCUUACUGUACUUGAAUAUAAACCUCCUGAAGGAGACACUAAAUCAAACUUUCGACUGCCUGCACGGUUGCUUUGUCCUCUGCCAACACCAGCAUUGAUCAUUUCACUUGUUGGGUAGAUCAACAAGUAGAGCUUUAACUCCAAGUGGGGAUUUUUAUACCAGGCAUUUUGCCCAUUGAUUCAAUUAACCACAACAAACCAAUGUGUUUUGUGGCCACUGUUACAAUAGUUUCCAAUUUGCAUGACUCGAAAGACACAAACCACUGUAAACACCACACCCAAGUCACGCUCUGCUGUGUUAGAUUGUUCCCACUUGAGCAAUAUGAAAGUGGGGUUUGACAUAUGAAACAAACAUUAUUCUCAUGCCAGAUGCUGCAGACUCAUGCAAAGUUCAAGCUAGCCUGAGCCCUGCUUACAUGUUUUAUUCAUCCAAAGUGAACCUAGAUAACUUUUUAAAGUCAAAUCAAAUCAAAUUUUAUUUAUAUAGCGCCAAUUCACAACAGUCGUCAUCCCAAGACGCUUUCCAAAGAAAAAGAGCAGGUCUAGACCACGCUCAUUGUUUGAUGAAUUAUCAAGACCCAACCUAAGAUGGGAUUUGGCCCAUCUAAUCUAACAUGAGUAACAGUGGCGAGGAAAAUCUUCCUUUUAACAGGCAGAAACCAUGGGUAGGACCAGACACAUGCCAGACAGCCACCUGGUGAAAGUGAAAAUCACGACAGAGUACAAAACUUUUUGGAGUUGUUGAGAUUUGUGUAUAUUAAAACACACUCUUAAUUGUUUUGGUGUAUUAUAAUACUGCCCUGAUAUGUUAGCCAACCUAUUAGUCAGCCUACACCCAAUAUAUGUACAUGGAGAAAAUACAAACAAACAAACCACAUAAUGAAGUUGGGUGUACAGUCUUUGUGUGGACCUGUAUACAUGAAAUCCUCCACCUGUUGCAGUAUCACUGUCUUUUAUUAUUCUUACUUUGAGCCCUGUUGCCUCAUCAGGCAGCCAAGAAAUCUUCCCACACACACACACCAGCGAAGUUUUUUGUGUCUGUGUGUGUAUGUGUGUCACUUCUGCAGACAGCCUGCCUCUAGAUGCACACAGUUAGCCAUUGAGACCUCCACACAAUACACCCUCACAAGCAAACACAUGGGAUCACAAUGCCGCUGCUGCCAUACACGCUGCUGCACGUAUGCCUGUGCAUAAAAUUAAAAUGACAGGGGACGGACAAAAGACAGUGCUGUUCUGAAUUAGCGUCCACGGGAUAUAACACACACACACGCACACAUACACGGUUCACCCCUCGCAGGUCUAAAUAGAUCAGCAGAGAACAAUGCUCAUAUGAAAGAGGCCUGACUCGAGCUACAGGGCUAACAGGCCACUCUCACACAAACACUUAUCACUUGUAAGGCUAGUGGGAUCAUUUUACAGACUCGGAGAGUGACCCUAACUCACUUCAUCGCCUUCCUAUCCUGCCUCACAUCACUGUCUUUUUCUCAAUUUUUGCUUCAGGUCAGGGUGUUAAAUUACCACAGAGGGUUUUUCACAGGCUCUGAGAAAUAAUUACCUCAGUGUUUCCCUCGUGGCUCAGAGUUUGAAGGUUUAAAUAAGAAACUCACCCUUUUGAGAAAGCUGGCGGUUAAAUGGUCUCCAGCAGAGAGGUUCAGAUACAAUCUUUUUCUAACUGAGAUUUAGACUGAUACUAAAGGUCCUUACACACUGGGAAUGAUGCAAAUAUACAACGUGAAAUUAUGAAACAUUCGGAGGCGAAUUUUGACUCACCUGUCCCGGGUGGAAGCGAGAAGACUGACACAACACCAGACUGACUGUUUUUCAGUUCUGAUUAGACUCUAGUGUUGAGAUGACUGUCUGUCAUGGUAGCAUGUACUGAGUCGGGGCCAGUACCAGAUAAGCACAUUAAACUAUAAUACAGAAAUGUAAGAUACCAACCGAGAUCUAACGGUGCUGUGACAGCAAUGCGGUUGAGUUUGAGACAGUGAAAGUACAUAUGGUAUGUUGUAUCUGAACAGGUUAGCUUACGAGCUAAAGUUACUUAGCACAGAUGAAAGUUAAAACAAAGACGUUUAGCAAACUGUUAAAGCACACAAACCAUCGUCAUAUGAGAAAUCCGACGCUAUGACUCUCCAUAAGUUGUCCUUCAGGUCGUUAUCUUUGUAAUGUUUGUGGCUUUUAUCAAAAAGCACUCUGUUCUCAGACACGUAAACAAUCAACUGGUUGGCCAUGUUGGAUGUACCGUCAGAAGUGGACACACAGUAUGCGAAACUUUAGAAAAUUCGACCCUGAUACGAAAAAAUAAAUGCUGCAAUAUCGCAGGAUGGGAAAACGGCGCUGAUGUGAGCGCUUGUAUUGACGGGAUACGGGAUAGAAAAAAAAUAUUGACGUCCGAAAUAAUUGCACGAAAAAAACGCUCCCGGUGUUAAAGGACCUUUAGACUUUGGGUAUUGGUUUUCUGGUUUUCUGGAUGCUAAACAAACAAACUGCAACUGAACAACUGCUUUUACUUUUUAUAUUUUCUACUGAGUUAAACUUUAUAGUUGAAAUACAGUUUCCUCCUCUCACUCAUAAAAAGGACGUCAUUGGUUCCAGAGGACCACUUCCUGUGCUUCCAUUAAACCUCCAUUAAUGUGAAGUUUAAUUGGCAUGAACUUUGUCUUAAUACAAGUGCGUCCCCCCCCUGACACUCCAAAGUCUUUCUUUGCCUGUGCAGGAGUCAUAAUGAUUCAUUCCAGGAUUACAUUGUCACAUCCUUUUUCCUCCACCACAUCUGCAGUGAGCAAUCAACCACAACAAUGCCUACACAGGAUACUGCAGCUUCCACAGUGUGUCAGAAGCACAAAAACAGCCUCACAAAUAGAUGGUCUCAGCACUGGUUUAACCAUGAUGCAGCACACUCCCCCCCCCCCCUGCCUCAUUGCUGAACUGACCCCUGUGAAAAUACACUACAUGGUUUAAAAAACACCAUUUAUGCUGAUUUUAAAAGGAAGUAAAAAUAGUCAAAAAUAAGUGUUGCUGUUUUCAGGAGUUCUUCAAGCUUUCUUUUUAAUAUAUCUAUGACCACUAAACAACAAAUGUGACGUUUCAUUUCUUUUGGACUCCUGUCUUUUCUGUUAUAACCUUUUUUCAUCUUUAAACACUUUAAAUCAGGUUUAUAUAACAGAAACAUGAACACAGAAUAACAAACAUUUAAACUCCACAGAACUUGUUUAUAUCCGAUACACCUUGAUUUCUCAUUACCUUUAUUCAGCCACAGUCGUAUUUACAACACAAGCAUCUUUCUAAAUGCUUUUGCAAAGUACUGUGUUGGAAAACAUUUAAUUUACAUUUCUGGUCUGCCAGCGGAGAGUAAACACUUCUCUACACCGCAUACCAGACGACAGCUUUGACAAUAGUUCUCUACAAUAAUUAAGUCUCAAUACAGGCUUUGACUCAGCAGCGGCCUGCUGGGUUUGUGCAUUUGAAUAUAUAUAUAGGUGAUGACAGGUAUAAGAGGAAACAAAUUGCUUUUUUGAAGAUAACAGCAGCAGCAGCACACACACAAAUACACACACAUGCGCACACAGAGUAAACAGGUGAAACUGGGGUGAGAGCUGCAGCAUCUGUUUUUGUGCAGCAGUGAGAGGUUUCACGUUUCUGAGACGGUGGGGGGAACAUGCCAGUGAUUAAUGGGAGUGUGAACAUGGUGGCAUGUUUAGACAAGACUUGAUACACAUUUAACACACACACACAAGCACAUGUAAUCUGUGCAUCAGGCCAGCAUGAAAAGUGAGGGCUAUCUCUGCCAGUGUUACUCAUAGAAAGACACCAGACCAAAGAGAAUGCAGGUCUUAUGCAGCACGGCUUUAAGACUGAAAUAAAUCUCAGCUUCUGAUAUGGAAAUCUGACUUUAAUGCGCUUUUGAAAGGUCAACCCGGUUUUCUCAUAGAUUGAAGAGAUAUGGAUGUAGUCAUCAACUGUAGUGAUGCCGACUGGUUUCAUGAGAGGCAUUGUGAAGCAUAACAAUAGCAGCUGCUGUAUCCGACAUGCUGACUCAACCUAACUUACAAUCAACCUUGAUACUAGCAUAGAGGGAGUGGUGCAGAGGAAAGUCUUCAACCUCAUUGCUAACAGGUAUAAUGCACAAUCAUGCCACCAGUUAGUGAGUACUGGUAGAAGUCUUAGUUUAAUUAAAAUGGAUGAGUUAUAAAAGCUAUAAUAUGUGAUACAUGUGUAGAGCCGUCUUAACAUUUAAAGGUGGGGUAGGCAGGAUCUGAGGAAGUACCAGUUUUUGUGAGAAAUCUUGAAUGUAAACACUACCCCUCCCUACCAGUUUUCCCCUCAGCUCCUCCUCUCCCCUCCCUCUCUGCUCCAGCAAGCCCCGCCCACAAACAGACGCUCCUGCUCGCUUGUAUCGUUUCAAUUAAAUUCAGACAUAAUGCAGAUAAAUACUUCAGGUAAUUACAAAUGGGGCCCAGUCAACGUGAAAGUAAACAGCAUUGGUGCUACUGUAGAUGCCAACAGAUUAGCAGCAAACACAAUGUUUAUAGGACUUCUACAACUAGGAUAAAGUGACAUAGUCCAGGACCCGAGGUAAACAGUUUAGCGGCGCUACAACACGCAGCAGGUCCGCCAAAGUCUCCUGUAUUUACUUCAUUUUAUUGCUUGCGUUUUUUGUACUUUCUGGUUGGUUUCUACUGUCCGAUAUUGUAGCAUGCUAACUUUGUUUGGGCUCAUGCACAUUAUUGGAGGAAUUGGAGCGUGCCUCACAACAUGAGGAAGCAGCGUCUGCCUCACAACCAAUCAGCACAAAGGAGCAGCGUUCGCCUCACAACCAAUCAGGCUGGGGGAGGCGGAGAAUGGCUCUGUUUACAGUCAGAAAGAGCGGGCUGCUCAGAAAAUUGAAAAUGUUGACUACACAGACAUAACAAAACACAGCGACAUCCUUAUAUAACCAAAUGUCAUCAAUAACUAAUAGCUAUUGACUGAUAUUAAAAGCUUUUUUAUGAAUACACCACAAAAAAGAUGCCUCUUAAACGGGAUCCUUCCUACUCCACCUUUAAUCUGUAUCUGCUUGGGUAGUUGGCACCAGAUUUAUCAACCAGUGUCUGAGCAUUUAACUGACUGGAGCAAUGAGUAACUAGCACAGGCAUGUGAACUUCAGCUUGUAAGACCAAAUGUUACACAGGGCAGACCCACAUGGCAUUGACUCUGUGGUUCUGUGCUUAGCUGAGGCAGAUACACUGUGCUCAGUUUUGUCUGAUCACUGAGUGUUUUCUGACCUUCAGCUGGUCAGUCAGAGUUUAAAUUUUGGCUUAAAUGAGCGGGAAAUAAGUAAUGUCAGAACAUUUGUGGAGUGAAUGAAUAAAGAAAUGUGCUAAUUCGGACAAACUGAGCUCAGUACUGAAGUGUAAACACGCUCAUUCCUGCGCUCAGAAUGAACACUUCAAUUGUGGUCCAGUGGACCACGUUAUAUUAGCUGAAUUGUUAUACAUUUGUGAUUUAGAAGCUUCAAGUCUCAUUUAGCAAAUCCAAUGGACAGAUUCAGCGUUUGUACAUUUCCUUCAAUCCUCAUAACCUUUAGCCUACUUUGUACCUUCACAUCAGUGUCUCUGUUCCUCCUGUUUCCCUUCCUAUGAUCACUCGCUUCCUGUUUUGGAUGUUGAGUUUACAGAUGAGUCUACCCCAAAGGAACAGUACCCACCAGUCACCCUAAGUUACUGUUUUACUUUUCAAUUCCGGAUAAAUGAGUUCCAAUCUAAAUUUGUAACACAAACUCUCAGGGUAUGUAGAUCGCCUUUUACACAUGAAACACUUUGUAUAUUUAUGGAGAGGAAAAAUAAAAUGAUAAUUUUGUUAUAUAAGCAUGGUACUGCAAUGGCAAAGCUAUUCAGCUAACUAUGAUGGAGACAGCAAAGCCGCUUAUUGACCGGUUUGAAUGAAUAACUCAUGGAACACUGAGCUUCUGCCUCUGUCUCUGUGUCUGGUUUUAAGACCUCAAACCUGUUUUUGUUUCGACUGCACAGCACUGGUUGUUAUUUGCAACAUUUUUGUGAACAGGACAAGAAAGAUGUCAUUAAAUAUGUGGUUGGCCUAGGGCAGGGCGAUAAAACGAUAACGAUAUAUAUGGAAAAUUAAUUUCCCUCGAUAUCGAAAUAAAACAUGGUCAAUAUGCUUUUCAAUAGUCGGCAUUGUGCCCUGUUUUUUGAUAUGAAAAAGAUGUAUAGUGAUGAACUUUAUCCCAUAUCCCCCAGCCCUAGGUUGGCCAUACCUCCAAAGAUCUGAAAUAUGUUGUUUGUCAGUUCUGAGUCUUCAUUCUGGUUCUGAUUUUUGCACAUACUUUGAGACUCUCAUAUCAGUAUUUACUAAAUAUUCCAGACCCCCAUCAUCAUCACACAGAGCAGCUAAAACAUGAGCGCUUAACAGUCAGCAGGUGUUUGAUCCAUGUGAUGAUCAGUUUGUCUCCUUGCAGGUCCUGAAUGCGCAGAAAGCCGGGUACAAGGCGGCCAUUGUUCACAAUGUGGACUCUAAUGACUUGAUCAGCAUGGGAUCCAAUGACCGUGAGUUACUCCUCCUUUUUUUUCCUCUCUGUACAUCAAGACAUUAGCAUUUAGCAUCUCACACAGCUGCCUGCUUACACGCCUUUGUUGACAGUGAAUUAAAAGCCUGAGGAAAAAAAAGCUGGGUAUUUUAACAUCUGAAGGCCAUUUUGAAGUCUCGAGAUGAUCUGCAGGAAGGAUGUGAUGCCCUGCAGCAGCACAAUACUCUACCUAUGAAAACAUGCUGUCCCUGCUCUAACCUUGCUCUGUGAUAUCAGCGUGCCUAGGGGUUUCUUUCUCUUUUGUCUCACCUCCUGUUUUCAUCAUUCAGUCAUGAAUAACCCAGGCCUCCUAUUUGUAUAGGAGCAAAUCUCACAAGCUGUGGAUUAUCAGUGGGCUUCAUCAAAUGAUCAAACAGUGUCUCACUUUUCUUAAGUCAGAUUUAAACUUCUGAAGCAGCAGGAGUUUUAAUCAUUUAUGAUCAGUAUCUCCCCGAGGGUCUUCUUUGACCUUUACACCAAACUCCAUCAUUCUCUAUAGGUGACCAAUAAGGGCAGCAGAAUGGAUAAACAAGCUGAUGUGAUCAAGUGUGAAGUAAUUAGUACUAAGUUUAAAGGUCCUUACACACCAGGGCCAACAGGAAUAUAGAACGCGAAAUCACAAAAUAUUCGGAGGCGAAUUUUGACACGCCUGAUACAAAUCAAGCCCGAUGCGAUUAUGCGACUUUCCGGGGGUAAAAAGACGCAUCCCGGAGAAGACUUUUCUGAGGGGAAGUCCCGCCUCCUUCACCUCUGAUGGGCUGGAAACACCGGAAACGUCAUCACCUGCUCAAGCCAAACGGUCAGCACUUACAGCCAAUCAGAGGUGAAGGAGGGCGGGACCUUCCCUUAACAACCAGCGUCCCAGCUGGAAGCAAGAGGACAAAAAUGGAGUCUACUUCAACUUCAAGUGAUGGCAAACUGGUACUCCUUUUGCUUCCUCAAAAGAAAAAUAAACGUAGCACAUGGGUGCAUCAAAUAUUAAAAAAUAGAAGAGAACUUGGUGAGUUUCACUGCUUGGUCCAGGAGCUGAAACUCUACCACGGUCGCUGUACUGAGUCGGGGCCAGUACCAGAUAAGCACAUGAAACUAUGGUAACAACCGUUAUCUUACGUUAGCACAGAUGAAAGUUAAAACAAAGACGUUUAGCAAAAUUGUGUCUUUUAUCAAAAAGCACUCCGUUUCCGACACGUAAACAAUCAGCCGGUCGGCCAUGUUGGAUAUACCGGUAAAUCUGACGUCGCAACAACACGCAAUGUGAUUGGUCAGAAGUGGACACACAGUAUGCGAAACUUUAGAAAAAUCGACCAUGAUCUGAAAGAAUAAAUGCCGCAAUAUUACAGAACGGGAAAACAUCGCUGAUGUGAACGCUUGUAUUGACAGGAUACAGGUUCAGAAAAAAAAAUUGACGUCCGGAAUAAUCGCACGACAAAAACGGUCCCGGUGUGAAAGGACCUUAAAUUGUAUUGUAAUGUAUUGUCUCAAAUCCUACUUUAUUGUGCUGUUUUUCAUUUUUGUAUCAUCCUGUAAAGUUGCAAAUUAGCGCUUGUUUUGAUGAACUAAAAGUUCAGUGAUUGUGUAUUAAUCAUUUAUUAUUGUCCAUUUUCAGUGGAUGUUAUGAAGCAAAUAGAUAUUCCCUCUGUGUUUGUGAGCGAGCUGACUGCCAAUUACCUGAAAGUGGACUACAUGUAUGAUAAAGGGUAAGUUAGAAAAACCAGUCUGAUCUUCCUGCCCACCAACUCUGAGAUUUUCACAGUCCUCUCUCUAAAACAUUGUGAAGAGCCCGCCGCCUUUUCACACAAUCCUGUCCAGCCAGUCUUUGCUUUCCAGCUCUUCUCCUGGUUCGUGAGGCUGAUGUUUUCACAGAAUAAAGCCUGCAGUGUGCGGCGUUAUAACCGAAGGAUGAGGAUUUGUCUUGUGAUGCGUUGUCACUGUUGCUGAGGUGGUAAUAAAACGCCUCAGCCUGUCAGAAGAGCCCAGACAGUCACAGCGUUUAUGCAUCAUUUCUACACUUUGAAAUCAGCUGAUGUUUGUGUGUGUGUAUUUGUGUGUAUGAGUGUGUUUUCUUGUGUGGUAUGCUUGUAAGAUACAAUAUAAACAACUUAGGAUGACUCCUGAGAGUUAAGCGGAGAAAUGAACUCCAAACAUGACAGAGUUUUAUUUUAGUGUGGACAGAAAUGGCUCGCAGGGAUUUAUCUGCUGCAUGACACCAAGUAUAAACAACCCUAGAAUAAAUGUCAACAUUCUUAAAGUCAUGACAAAAUACAGCUAUAAUACAGCUUCUGCUGAGGUCUCUUCAGUGUGUCUGUUUAACCUGCCAACAGCUAACAAUAGCUCUGGUUGUUUUUUCAGAGGGCAUGUGGUCCUUAUGCCAGAUUUCAGCCUGCCACUGGAAUACUACCUGAUCCCCUUCCUCAUCAUCGUGGGAAUCUGCCUCAUCCUCAUCGUUGUCUUCAUGGUAGGUUGAUUUUAGGACACCUUUACACAAACAUCAAAGUAUAACCUGGGGAGUAAAAAGAGGAAGUUCUAAGACCGAAAAAAAAGUCUAAAUAGCGUUAAUAAUCCUUUUAAAAGGUUCUACAUAUUUGAAAAGCAGAAAAGUAAAGCAUUUUGGGUUGAAAAUUGUUUCUUUGAAAAGCACCAGUCUUCAUCCUGCCAGUGGAGGUCAAACAAUUAUAAAACACGCCGAAUUCUGGCACCAAUUAUGUCUCAAAAUGUCUUUUUUCCUGAGCUUUGGUGGCAGAUUUUUUGAGCUGAGCACUUGGACAGGGAAGAUAUGUGUCUGUGUAUUUGCGCUCUGGUUUUAAAGGAUUGACACACUUUGACUUGGCUGUUUCCAGAUUACCAAGUUUGUCCAGGAUCGACACAGGGCUCGGAGGAGCCGCCUGCGCAAAGAUCAGCUCAAGAAACUUCCCAUCCACAAGUACAAGAAAGGUAUAUAAGCAAUUCUCAUCACAUUAACAUCAGCUUGACUGUGAAUAUAUGCUUGGGUGUCAUGUUAUUCAGACGGUUCGAUUCUUUGCUUCACUAUAAAAACAAAUAUAGGAAUACAUCAUCCCUGGGUGGGAAAGCCCCUCUGAAACAACAAAUCAAAAAUCAUCUCUGUUGGCUUUAAUCUGAUACCAACCUUUGACCUCACUGUCAGCAGAGAUGCUAUUUACUCCAGCAGUGCUGUGCUUUCUCACAUGACUCUUAGCCUAAAGAGGAGAGAUGUCAUCAGUGCAUCACGACACAUCAUUCCUCCCCGGAGCUCUGCACCUUGGAGCUAAUCGGAUUAAUAUGGACUUGAUUUUUUCCACAAAGCCCACUGCGGCAGAUUAGAGCUCCUCUCUGUUGAGACUGGACACAUGACUGAUGAGCUGGAAUGCAGUUACGGUCAUGCCAGAAGCCUGAUGUAGGUUGGAAGUUGAGCGUGUUUGGGAUUUCAUUGCUUGGAAACCUUGAGGCGUACAGUAGGUGUUGCUGUCUUAUACGGGCAGCAGAAACGGUUUGUAAAAGUGUGAUUUUGACGAUCUGAAACCUCUGAAUAAUAAGAGUUCUGUCUCUGACUUCUCUUAUAAUCGUGGUAAAAAAAAAGUCAGACCCACUUUGGUUUAGUGACUCAGAUCCUCUUUGUACAAUGCUGUAGUGCUUUUGGUCUGUGUAUUUAGAGGUUUUUUUGUGCCAUCAGUGUUUCCUCCAGCAGCUGCGUCCUGCUGACUGGAAAGCCCCCGCCUGACUACAAUCAGCUGUGCUUGGGGACACCAGGAAAACUUCGCCAACUGCGAGUGGUGCAUAAUAAGUAACCCCCUUGCAAAGCAGCUCAUUUAGGGGGUUAUAAGCCAAGCCGCUCCUCUCUGAUUGGCUUUAACACGUGUACAUGCAGCACAGCAGCCAGAAGCAGCGUGUGCUGCUAAGAUAGCUUUUUUCGUCUUGUCACGGCCUGUGGUUAACAUAUCUGUGUGUGCACGUGGUGCCCACUCUGACUCAGGGUUUCCACCUGCCUUCCUUGGCCCCCGCUGCAGAGAGUUCGGAUGUCCAGGAAAAGGCCUCCUUUGCGGCAUCUGUGAUCCUGUCAGCUGAGUCAGAGUAUGUGGUGACACAGAAACGGGACACCAAAGCUCUACCUAAUCACCUCUAAAGCCCUGCACUCCCAGUACUUUUGAGGAACGCUGGCGUAUCAACCAGCAGAGCGUCCUGAUUUGGGGAGAGAGGGGUGGGAGCUGGACAGGUGAGUGAAUUGGGUUUGUUGUUGGAGAGGUUUAUGCCAGCUUAGAGCAAGAUCUCAAAAACACAGGAAUAGCAGAAGAGCAGGAAACGGUAGAAGCCAUCAGCGCCCCAACUUUGAACUCUUAAUGUUGGUGCCAAGCUUGGAUGGAAAGAUGAAUGAGAGCAAAAUCAAAAAAUAGGUAUUAUGUCGUGUGUCUGUGUUCCUUAAACAUUCACAACUGGACUUGUGGAAUCAAAAAGGGGGAACAAAGAUUUCAACAGAUUCAUCUGACCACCAGCAGUCAUUUAUGUUCCACUUUCCUCCAUUUUUCUUUCCAGCUUCAUGUUGUGAAACAGGAGGAAUUUCUAGCUGUGGCAUAAUUCUGGGAGAGCUCAGUGCCACACAAGUCACUGUGACGCUCAAUUUUCACUGCUGCUCCAAUUCCCAUCCUUAACUUUUUUGGCAGCGUGCCUGAACUCAGGGUUCAGUGUGUGUGUGUUUGUGUGUGUUGUGUGUAUUUGUGUAUGUGUGUGCAGCAGAGAGUGGGAAUGAUGCCUAAUGGCGCCCUUGGCCGCUGCUGCAGCAGAUAAUGCUGAGCUUUGACUCUUGGGGCUUUGAACAGAAGCAGCCAUCGUGAACGGGAGCAGGAAUGCUGUGAUGCUGUGUUGGUGUUUCGUUUAAAGCUGUAACCCUCUACAUUUCAUACCGUCAAAUACUAAAGAGCUUGUGAUGUAGAUGUCACCCACCGUUUUUGACUUUUUUUUUCUGACUUUUCUAUUGUGAAGUGUAACCCUAAUAACCUGCGCCAAAUAAGAUGUUUGCAAAGAGGACUCCAGCGUCACAUGUUUGUUUUGAUACUGACCGUAUCGUAACAGAAACCGGACACGCGACAUUACAGACAUGCAUGUUUAUUUUUCAGAUAGUAAAUGUUCCUCGUUGUGAAAUAUGAAACUGGUUUUCGUUCUACUUUUGUGCUGCAUUUGUGUUCAUCCCAGUUUUCAGAGAGAUUAGAGAUGCAGGACUCGAUGAUUUUUUAUUUUUACUAGACUAAUAUUAUCCAGCUGAUCAGUUUUCUUCUGCUGCUGUGCGAGCUGAACAACACCUCUCUGAUGAGAAGAGUAUCUGCCCACCAUCCACCUUCUCUAACACAGCAGCUGAGAUGGACAAAAUCUGACCUCUGCUUCAUCAGCCCUGUGAAUACAUCCUGCUGCUGCUGUUGAGCAUGCAUUCAUUUACACCUUUACCUUAUUUGCACCCCUACAGUUUUCUGUGAUUUUCCAAUCAUUGCCUGACAGGUCUUGUCUAGAUCUGAGUCUGAGGUGUUGAUGCUGGCAAAAACGAUAGAACCAGCAUGUAUAGAAACGGGUGUGGGCAGACUGAAAUGAAUGCUAGCUAACACAAAGACAGCCUGUACGGGUAGCGCACAAUGCUUUAAUGAAAAUCAAGCUACCCGUGUAAUUGGCACACAAUGCCAGUCUGAGCAGCGGCGAGAAACAUACGACCUGUGUCAAUGUACACAAUUAUGUAAUAGCAGCUGCCACGGCUGUCAGGGAACAGCACCAUUAGUUGGACUUGCGCUCUGGUUUUGUUGCACAGUCUUGCGUCAUCCCCGCUGAGGCUGUUGGACUGAUGUUUGACAGCGAGCUUCGGCCCUCUGGAUGGCGAGUUUGAGGCGUAUGAGGCCAGAAUGCGACCACACACACACACAUACACACACACACACACACACAGAAGUAGAGAAGUAUUAAGUUGCUGGGGAAACGGGAGAUUGUUUUCAACUUCAGUUCAAACUGCGAAAGACUAGACUUUUCCCUCAACCUCUGAUCCCUCCCCUGCGCAUGAUGAGUCACUCCACUCUUCCACUCGGCUUUCCACUUCCAAACCAUAGGCGGGGUGCUGAAGCACAUGCACGUGCACACACACACACAGACACAGACACACAAACUGAAAAGAACAGCUGCAGUGUCUCAGCUCCCUGUGUGUGAGGCAUGUUGAUGUCAGGACAGAGGAGCCCUCUCUGUCUCUCGGUUCACUGGUCUCAAUGCCAGUUGCCCACGUCUGGUCGGCUCAUGCUGCGUCAAACUGCGCUGUGAUUUUUUUUUUUUUCUUUCAUCGCACAGUUGUUGUUUUUUUUGUCACCCUCCCUUUCACUCCCCUGCUCACUACGCACAAUCACCGCUCAUCUGGAGUUCAGUAGGACAGCGAGGAUCCUCUGAGAGCAGAGUGUUGGCAGGGCUCGCUGAUAAAUGAAAAACUAGGAGAGGAGCUGCAGAGGCUCGCAAGGCUCUCUUCUAAAAUGAGCUACUGGACACAAAACACAAGACUGAAAGGGAUUCCCUGAAGCUUAACAGUGUGCACAGUGCCAAACACAUGAAGUGAAGGUUAAAAUCAUCUGACCUCUACUUCAAAACACACCUACAUUGAAUAAUAUGACGGUAAAUUGGGACCCUUUCUUCUCCCAUUUUCUCUUUCUGUACGUGUUUCUUAACAUGUGAUAUUAAAAUCAUUCUCUGCAGCCAGCCGACACUGUGAGCUACAGCAAUGACAUUAUUUCAGUUGAUGUCUUGCGGUGUGUAGAGAUGAAGGGGAAGGUUGUGUUUGCUGCAGCCUCUCUGAUCAGCCGGAGUGGAGUCCUUUUCUUUGUGACGACGGACAACCGGACCAGAGUGUAAAUGAUGUUCUGCUGCAGAGCGCGGUGCAGCGUGUUUCUCACUUUCUACAGAGUCCUGGGAAUGUUCAAGUCAUUUUUUGAGUCUGAAGCGAACUGGAAACAUUUAUUUGUUUAAAAGAAAAAAAUACAGCGCUGACUUUUUUCAAAUCAAGCCACUGAAAAAAUGCAUCAACCUGCAUCAACUCUCCCUGUAGCAUUUUAUGAAGAUCUUGGCUAUUUCCUGCAGAUGUAUAGAUUGAACAAUCAUCUGCAUACAUAGAAAUCCCUGCAGAUUUGAAUGCAUAUAGAAGGUCAUUUGUAAUAGGGGUGGGAGAAAAAAUCGAUACAGCAUAGUAUCGCGAUAUUUUGUCUGGUGAUAUAUCGUAUCGUCUCAUUUACCAAGUAUCGAUUUUUUAAAUAAAUUGCUAAUAUGAAGUCAAAUUUAUGAUAAUGGAAAAAUAAAAUCAACUGUUUGUCAACUGAGAUUGGCAGAGUUACAUCAUAGGUUAUAUACAAGGUUUGCAAGAUAUGCUACAUGAAAAUAAAAUACAGUGUAAAUAAGACAAACAUAAAGGAAUGCCAAAUGCUAAAUUAGCUAAACAGCUGAAAAAAAUUGUAUAAAUCGCAACAUAUUGUAUCACAAUAAUCACUGUAUUGCAAAAUGUUAAAAAUCGCAAUAAUAUCGUAUCGUGGCCCAAGUAUCACGAUAAUAUUGUAUCGUGGGGCCACUGGUGAUUCCCACCCCUAAUUUAUAAACAUGGUUUAUAAGAGAGGUCCAAGACAGCUUCCUUGGGGAAUUCCACACUGCAGGGAUUUUAUAGUUGACAAAGUACCAUAAACCAUUACAUGAAGUCUCUUUAGAUUGCGUUGCUCUCCCAGGGGAUAUGCUGUUUGAGCCGAGCGUCAUCACAGUAACUCUCAGUGACUCUCCCGUCGAAUGCGUACAUCGCUACUGCUCAGUGCUGGUUUCAGGAAAUGAAGAAAAAUCACGGAAAUACCAAGAGCUUUUUGGCAUCAAAUCCGUAUACUGAUGGGAGGCGGAACCAAGUUGUCCAUAGUCUAAAAAGUCUUCCCAGCUUUUUAUUUUAACCUCUCCCAGGAGUAGAGUUAUUGGAACCAAUGAACAUUUGUAUUUAGAAAAGCUCAGCUGGUGCCACAGUUCAGUAUGUCAGGAGUAUAUAAUGGACCCAUGCCUUCUGUAACGUCCCCUCUACUUCACCCUGACAGCGCACCACUGGCUUGGGAAAAAGGGUAACAGAUGGAAGUUGCGGCUGUAGACUUACCACAGGAACAAAAAAAGGACAAGGGUUUCAAAAGAAAACCAUUAGGAUCAACCUGAGGGAGGUGUUUAUGAGAGGAAAAAAACAGAACUGUGAAGAGGAAGUGGGAGCUGAACACAAGCUGAAGUUGCUGACGGUUGGAGAGAGAAGGAAGAGGAGGAGGAGGGGGAGCCCUGGUCGAUGCGACUCCUCAUCCUUAUACGGUCACAUGCAGCCCUGGCAUGGACACAGAGAGCUCAGUCGGGGAAAACAUGCUCAUUUAGAGCUUACAUAAACACACCAGCCCACAGCCCCACUCCCUCCCAUCAGUCCAGACAGGGAAGAGGAAGGGAAGAAAAGGGAGAAGAACUCUGAGGAAUUUGAAAAGGAGUGCGCGCUGAUAAAUUCCUGAGCUUUUACAGCACCGAGGGUCCAGCACCUCCUGUGAAGUGAGGAAACUCUGCUAUGUUGGCUGAGCUGUAAAUCCCCCUGCAGGCUAAAGAUUUGAUGGGCGCUAUUAGAUAAAGUGACAUAAAGAAAGUGCAGUUAUUAGGGAGCUGGAGAGCCUGAUUCAUCAUGGAACCACUGAGUUUAACGGUCCGCUGGAAACAUGACAACUAAUCUAUUAUAGUCAAGAAUGAGCUGUAGAAAUAGAUGAGAAUAAUAACCCUAAUAAUAAUCACUUCUUAGUUUACAAGGUGCUCUCUUAAAGUACAGGAAAGUGGUUCAUGAGCUGCCGCAUCUGUAUAAUGACCUGAUGAUGCUGGUAAUUUGCUUAAAUUUACUGACAUCAAAUGAGUUUAUCUUCAAGACUUUUGAGGGACUUAAUAACUUUGAUUUCAGAGACCUUCAUGCUGUGAACUAGGGAUAUGCAACUUCUGCAUAUCCUCAUGCCAACAAUAAAGUGUAAUAACUCUUUUUACUUUCCUGUACUGAAUACCUCUUGCCUUUUGAACCCAGGGGACAACUAUGAUGUAUGCGCCAUCUGCCUGGAUGAGUAUGAAGAGGGUGACAAGCUCAGAGUCCUGCCAUGUUCCCACGGUGAGUUUGAGUUUGACCACACAUGCAUAGCACAUGACCCAUUAACCUCUGUUUGGCUCAUGACACAAACAAGCUCAAAGUCGAGCCGACACAAGUGACCUGCUGAAGGAGAAAUUAAGGCACUACUUUAAAUUAUAGAUGUGGUGGUUGAGCAAACAUCUACGCAGGCAGGGUAAGUGGUUGAGGAUCUCUUUGAGCAACAGCAGACUUUCUUUUGGGACUUAAAUUCCUUUUUUUUUUUUCUGUUUUAUCCUCAGCGUACCACAGCAAAUGCGUGGACCCCUGGCUGACCAAAACUAAGAAGACAUGCCCAGUUUGCAAGCAGAAAGUGGUCCCUUCGCAGGGUGACUCUGACUCCGAUUCAGAGGAAGGAGAGAGCGGCCCCGAGGAGAACGAAGAAGUUUCAGAGAGCACCCCUCUCCUGCGCUCUCUGGCCUCCACCAGCGCACACUCUUUUGGCACCAUGUCGGCGGCGUCACGCUCGGAUCUGGAUCAGGAGUCCUCUGAGUACGAGGACGACGAGCUGGACAGCAGCGACAGCGACGAGGAGGUCACCGUGGAGACUGUGGUGGUGCAGAUGCAGCAGCCGUGCUCUGAAGGCCCUGAUCAUGAGGACGACCUACCCCGAGCCUGACUGGUCACUAAAUCCGCCCCCUCACAGCUACAGAGACGAUAGUUGGAUGCACCAAACCAAUCGAUCAACAGAUUUUUUUUUUGCCACUGCUUACAAGACACUGUAAUAUGACAUCAAGUCAUGAGCAGACCCGCUUGGCAGAUUGACUGCACAGGUGACGCUGAUGUACAGUAGACUGUUUCACUGUACUAAGUCAUGAACACAGGACACACCAUCUAUGCGGGAGUCAAGAGGUCCCACAUACACACGCACAUACUCAUGCUUGGCACAGUACUCUGUAUAUAAACAAUGAAUAUUACACAGUAAGUUCCUUCUCUGUCUUUGAUUAUUUCCUAUUCUGUACAGUUCAGAUGAAGUUUCAUUAUUGUACAUACAGCUACAGCUGGUGGGCAGAGUCCAGACAGGGCGUGCUGGCCUUGAAUGGGGAGACCCGCCCAUGAGAAAGGACCUUGUCAUCUCCUAAGUGACAGAGAUGGCUGAGGAAGAAUACAGGGUCAAGGGCAGCAGGGACGCUGGACGACGUGAGAGGGGGUUGUGGGUCAAGCGGUAAUGCUGGGCAGACUUCUGGAAACUGCCACAGGCUCGACUCAGCUCUGUAUGACACACUGCCCUACCCCCAAAACCUCCAACAGUGGGUGGGCACGGAGCAGGCAGGCCUAGAGCCUAGUGCAGGUACAACAUCUACCUGUUCAAACCAUUUACACCGAGACACCGCUAUGCAUCCACUUUGUAUGAUGACACUCAUAUUAAAUAAGUAUAGACACAUUUAAAGAAACAGUUACGUUUUGUUUUGCCAAUUUCUAUCCAGCCAGGUGUGCGAAGGAGCACAGGUGUUCCUCUCUGUCUGUGCCACUUAUAUUUUUCCUCAGAUGAUUCACUCCAAGACAAACUGAAGCCACGCCAGUUUGUGAAACACAUUCAUAGCCUAGAAUGUAAUUCUAUGUAUGUUGAAGAAUAUUGUUAGUGAUGCCAGUUUGGAAAGUAAGGAGCGACACUUGAGUCAAGUGAAAACAGUGUUCAACCUGCCUGUGGAAAACUUAAUGUGGCUGCUGAAGACCUACCACCUCAUUUCAUAGUUAUGGUUGAUAGGCCUUGUUUGACAUAUUUGACUGACCUUUUCUUAUUCAAAUAGUUUGUAACCCUUGAGUUGUUUUUUUCAUUACACUGCUAAAUUUUUGCUCAUGAAUCUUCUUGCCUUAUUCAGUUGAUGUGUUCUGUCUUGUUAAACUUUUCCUACUUAUAUAUGUACUCUGAAUUCACUUCAAUAAAAUGCUAAUUCAUGGUCAA